Molecule: messenger RNA, 1515 nt
Organism: Anarrhichthys ocellatus (wolf-eel)
Lineage: Eukaryota; Metazoa; Chordata; Actinopteri; Perciformes; Anarhichadidae
Gene: smtna
Product: smoothelin a
Exons: 8
Coding region: 207-950 (247 amino acids)
Molecular function (GO): protein binding
Source: RefSeq, a predicted model, not a curated record
UGUGUAAGCAACCUCCACUUGCUCUCCAAACAUGCAUCCUUGCGAAGCGCCGCGGUGUGAGGUGUGAUGUCAACGCUGAGCUCUCGCUGCUCCCCAGAUCAGUCUCAAGGAGGAUCGACGAGAGGCUGAAAACUUCCAAGAAGCUCAAAGACGUCCACCAGACACGCACGUUUGCAUCCUGAAAACAGUAGAUUUGCUCCUCAAACAUGGAGUCAAAAACUGAUGUUGGAUCAGCAUCGGUGACCAGCGAAGAACUGGCUGCUGUUGAGGAUGAAGAGGUUCUCAACAAGAUGCUGGAUAAUGCAACCGACUUUGAAGAGAGGCGAAUGAUACGUGCUGCGUUACGGGAGCUGCUCAAGAAAAAGAGAGAUAAACGGGAGCAGGAUCGGGGGUCGAGGCAGCAGGACUUGAGGCAGCAGGGCCUGAGCAAAGGAGGGAAAACAGGCGGGGCUGUCAGCAUAGGCAGAGCAUCCAUGACCCAGCAGCCACCAGCAAACAGGCCGUCAGGUCAGCCCUCUCCAUCAGCAGGCAGCGAGACCAGUCCCGCUGUAGCCUCAGCUCAGAAAUGUCCUCCUGCUGCAGCACCCAACGUUAAAAAUGUCAAACAGAUGCUUCUGGACUGGUGCAGAGCCAAAACCGAGCCAUAUGAGGGGGUGGACAUCCGUAACUUCUCCUCAAGUUGGAAAGACGGCAUAGCCUUCUGCGCCUUGGUGCACCGCUUCUUCCCCGACGCGUUUGAGUACUCGAUCCUCAACCCCAACAAGCCCAGGGAAAACUUCCAGCUGGCUUUCAACGCUGCAGAGAGGCUCGCUGGCUGCCCCCCUCUGCUGGACGCCGACGACUUAGUCCGGAUGAAGGAGCCCGACUGGAAGUGUGUGUUCACGUACAUCCAGGAGUUCUACCGCUGCCUGGUGGAGAAAGGCCUGGUCAAAACCAAAAAGCGACCGUAGAGUCUGACAGCUUUCAUGAUUGGCAGUGACUUUCAAUUUUUACAAUUAUUAUUAUUAUUAUUAUUGCACGCAUGAGGUCUGAGAGAUACUAUUGCUCACCUUUUUCAACUUAAUAUUUACAUUUUGUCUUUGAUCUUAGAGUUGCUAUUUAGUACUUAAUGUAUCUGGCUGACGCAUUAUGUUACUGUAAAUGCAGUAUUUGUAUCGGUUUGUGUAUUAGCGGGGACUUGCGGAUGUCUGUGCUCUCAGUGGACAGCUGGCUCUUAGGAUCAGUACAUUCCACUGAGAUUACACAUCUGCAUUAAUCCCCGUCAGAGCCAUAGAGAAUCUGGGAACAAAUGUUAUCAUGAUGCUGUUGAGGGCCUGCGAGUGUGAGUAUUGCAGACAAAGUUAAUAAAUAUCCAUUCCAUUAUACAUGCUGUUGUUGUCUACCUAUAACUGAUGAUUAAACUAAAUGGUACUGUAGAUACUGAAGUGAUUUAUUUGCCUGAUACAUUAUUCAGCAGCUCUUCGCCUUUUAUUCAAAACUCUUUGGCCAGGACGUUAUGAAUGGAUACAGUUUGUG